AUACACUGUUCGUCUGUUUUAGAAGAAAGCUAUUGCCAAGUAUUUCAUCAUGGCAGAUGACGAAGGCACGGAGUGGCUGCAGGAGUUACUACACGAUGUUCAACUCUCUCAAUUCUUUACCAGAAUUAGAGAUGACCUUCAGGUCACACGACUGCACCAUUUUGAUUAUGUACAAACCGAGGAUCUUGAGAAAAUUGGUCUUGGUAAACCAGGCAUUCGUCGAUUGAUGGAUGCUGUAAAAAAGAAACGUACGCUGCAAUGGAAAAAGAGCUUGAUAACAAAAAUCAGACCAGGAAGCGAUAAGAAGAGCAACAAACGUGCCUCUCAGCCUACUGAAAAUACCUCUGUCUUAACAUGCCUGAUUCAGGACAAGGAUGUCACGUUAUCAGUGAAAUUGGGCGAUGGAAGUUUUGGUGUUGUCAGAAGAGGCGAAUGGACUUCUCCAACUGGAAGAACACUGCCGGUAGCCGUUAAAGUCUUAAAAGCAGAUGCUUUGACACAACCAAAUGUUAUCGAAGACUUUGUAUCAGAAGUACAGUCAAUGCACACAUUAGAUCACCACAAUCUCAUAAGACUAUAUGGUGUGGUACUCUCUCAGCCAAUGAUGAUGGUAACGGAAUUAGCACCGCUCGGUGCUCUCCUAGACUACUUACGCAAGCAAUGUGGGCACAUUUCGGUCCUCACUCUCUGUAACUACGCCCUUCAAGUAGCCACGGGGAUGGCUUAUCUCGAGGCGAAACGCUUCUUGCAUCGUGAUCUCGCCUGUCGAAACGUCCUCCUCAGUUCCAUUGACAAAAUCAAAAUCGGCGACUUUGGCCUGAUGCGAGCCUUACCCCAGCAGGAAGAUUGCUACGUCAUGACGGAGCACAAGAAGGUGCCAUUUCCCUGGUGUGCCCCGGAGUCGCUAAAGGCGCGGCAGUUCAGCCACGCCUCGGACGUGUGGAUGUUCGGGGUGACGCUUUGGGAGAUGCUGACGUUCGGUGAGGAGCCUUGGAUCGGCCUCAACGGUUCCGAGAUCUUGAGGAAGAUCGACAGGGAGGGUGAGAGGCUCCACGAGCCUGAAGCCAGUCCCCCGGAAAUGUUCCAGCUGAUGCUCUACUGCUGGGCGAGGGAUCCUGCCGAGCGCCCGAGUUUCGCGUCCUUGAAGGAUUCCCUUACCGGAAUGGUUCCGACUGUGAUGAAAGCCUUAAAUCGCUUCGACGAGCCGGAGAAGAUGAUGAUCGAGCACGGCGACCAGAUCGUCAUAAUCGACGGCCGACCGGAGAAUUACUGGUGGAAGGGCCAGAACCAACGAACCUACCAGGUGGGUGUAUUUCCCCGCUGCCUAGUCGAUCCCAUGAGGAAGAAACAAGCCGAGGACAUUAGCAAGCCUCUGGAGAACUCGUUCAUUCACACGGGUCAUGGGGCCCCGUUCGGAAAGAGCUGGGGCAGUCCAAUUUACAUCGACGACGUGUACUUGCGCAAUCCCAUGGAGCCGCCCGACAUCGUCGGGAUUGCCGAAUGCGCCCUCAAGAAGUUUCCGGGAGCGGCCCAGCGUACGCGCAAGCAGUUUAAUUACAGUAAAUUGCAGAACGACUGGUGGGGCAGUCCAGUUAAAGUGCCCAAUACUUCAGUGCCAAUCGUAGGAGCUAGUAGCAGCCAAGAGGGUUCUCUGAUCGACCUGUCGCCGGAGGAGCUGGCGAAUGCAACGACUGUCCAGCUGGACAACAAUACCGCCUGCCGAAGAGUGAUAAAUAUCCUCGACGAGCCGAACGACGUCGAGCGAGUACAGACGGUAUCGCAGGAGUAUUGGUCCGAGGAGGAUCCGAGGACGUACGCCAAUUGCCCGGAUAAUAGCAACGCUCAUGCCUCGUCCGUGUCCGAUCCAUUCGAUACGUCCCGAAUCUUUGUGAAUUCGUCGCAGUCGCGAUAUUAUAGCCAAGUGACGCCGGAGCUCCCAACGAAUUCCUCCUACUUUCCACCGGCUACGAGUCAACAACAGCCGGUACAUCAACAGUACAGCAACGUCCAAUCGCAGUCGAAUAACGUCUCGUCGUCUUCCCUUCAGCACACGUUAAAUCUCAACAAGGAGCUCCGAAGCGAGAAUACGAAUAUCAAUGUGAACGUGAACGUCGAGAGCAACGGCUACUCCAGCGCCGAGCAUUAUAGCGAGGUCGAUAAAACGGGAACGUCGGGCCCUAUUCCCAUUCUCCAGAAUUGGCCGGACGACCUCGAGUCCGACGACUCCCAAGCUACGUACGCGAACGUUGUAAGUCGCGGUCUCACCGUCGUCCCGAUGCCACCACCUCUGCCUGUUCUCGGGCCAAACGAGAGCCCGACUAAGCCGAAGAGUAACGUCGAUAUCGCUCAGAGCAUGAACGAACUGAAUCUCGAGUCGAAGAAUCGGGCCUCGCCCAAGAAACUCGACCCAGCCUUUCUCGCGGAGCUUGAGAAACACCUGGGCGAGAAGGAGGCCAGUAAGAACACAAAUUCUAAGCAGCAACAACAGCUACAGCAACAGCAGCAGCAACAAUUACUACUUCAACAAGUCCAGCAGCAGACGUCAUCCGGCCCCUCGAACUUCUCGCUCGCGGCCAGUACCACUAAUAAAUUACCCGUUAACACGGUGAUACCGAUGCUACGACCGCCACCACAAUCCGCCAAGCCCAAGUCGCCCAAUGGCGAGCAGCGCGGCAGUUUCCAGUUCCCCAAUAAGGUGCAGAACUCAUGGCCGAGCAAAAGCACCAACAUCCAGCGACCUAGGAGCAGUCAAAUGGGCUAUCAGAGCCAGUCGUUCUCCGAGACCACGUGCACGGACGGCAUAGUUACUCAAAAGUGGCAUCAGGUCGUCUCCACUGGUGGUGCACAAUACGCCGGCAGUGUCUCCAAUCUCCUGCAAUGCGUGCCAAAUCAUGCGCCGAGCAAUCUCGAGAACGCCGCCCAGAAUGUCGCCGUCGCCUACCAGCAGAACUUCCCGAGUCUGCCCAGCCAGUUUAAUCUCCAAAAUAUUCAGUCGUUGGGCUCGGCGUCCUCGACCCUACCGAGACCGGCUUCAAUCGCCGGCACAACACUUUCCAAUCAAGUUUACGCGGAGCUCAAGCAGACCGUGCCGAAUCUUGAGCAGCUCUCUCAAAAUGAGUUCAAUACUCUUUACAAUAAGACCGUUCGCCAAAAUAUACUCAGAAGUUAUCACGCUAAUAGCAAUGCCUUGGCCACUGCAGCCAAUAAUAUGGCGGGCAAUAGUAGCAGUAGCAGCAACAGCAGCAGCAGCAGUAGCAUCGUCAGCAGCAUGAGCAACAUGAGCAACAUGAGCAACAGCAGCAACGUCGCGAGUCCGUCGCAAAAGUCAAACAGCCGACAGACUCUACCCCGGGAGUUCAGUCCCAGCCAAAAGCAGCCGCCGAUGUACAACCCGCCACCUCCGUUCUCGCCCCUCAAGCCCACGCAGAACGGGUUCGCUCAGUCGAGCAAACUGAAUGUCAGCGCUGGGAACGUCAACCUCAUGCAGUUCACACCCUCGCGCUCCCAGUCCGGCACACCCCAGCCGGGUCAAUCGAGUGGGACGGCACGUAGCCUCCUGCCCCAGUUGAACGAGACGACGACGAUUAACACGCAGCUGGGCCCGGGUCCGGCCGCGUAUCCGAGCGGCGUGAGUCCGCCCUUGAUCGGCGCAUCCCAGCAGCUGGUCAUGUCCCUUAACGACGAGUUUCGUGCGAGUAAGGUGAUGAAGGUGCGCCAAGAGGCGCAAGACGCGUCCCAGCAGGAGGCGCUCACCGCUCUCCAGGCGACUGGAUGGGACACGACCCAAGCGGCCAAGCAGAUCACCAUGGAUAGGCUCGCCAAAGUCGAGACUCUGCUCAGGCUUGGACUUGCCACGCGACAACAGUGCGAAGGUGCAUUAAAGCAGACUGAAUUUGACGUGGAUCUUGCGGCUUCCCUCUUGUUAGACCGCACGAGGUGAUUUCUUGAAUCAUCUUAGAGCUUAUAUA
This is a messenger RNA of Ceratosolen solmsi marchali, 3968 nucleotides long. RefSeq names its product activated Cdc42 kinase (gene Ack). Gene Ontology annotation, biological process: protein phosphorylation. Gene Ontology annotation, molecular function: ATP binding; protein tyrosine kinase activity; protein binding. Bases 50 to 3940 code for a protein of 1296 amino acids. The record is from RefSeq and is a predicted model, not a curated record. NCBI's taxonomy places the organism in Eukaryota, Metazoa, Arthropoda, Insecta, Hymenoptera, Agaonidae. The transcript is spliced from 9 exons.